Molecule: messenger RNA, 2160 nt
Organism: Rotaria sp. Silwood2
Lineage: Eukaryota; Metazoa; Rotifera; Eurotatoria; Philodinida; Philodinidae
Source: the annotation of a GenBank genome assembly
AUGGCAUCUCGGAAUGAUCUUGAAUUGGAACAAAAAGUUAAUUUAAUACGAGAGAGUGAACGUGGUUUGUCUUAUCGAGAAUUAAAAGACAAAUUCCACGUUUCUAUCGGUGCUGUAUCAAAUAUUCUUAAACGAAAACAUGAAUAUAUCGAUGAUUAUCAAUGUAAUCGAAAUAAAAAGAAAUUCAUCCCUCGUUUUGCUCAAAUUUCUUCACCACUUAAUAAAUUUAACAGAAAAGGUCUUCCAUUUAUUUGGACGGAUAUAGAACAAUCAUCAUUUGAUCAAUUAAAGACCGCAAUAACGUCUCCUGAUGUACUCAUAUUUCCUGAUCCUGAUAAACCAUAUGUUAUUAGAACAGAUGCGUCACGUGUAGGUAUCGGUGCAGUGUUGUUACAGGAGCAAGUUUCUAAUGAUAAUAAUAUAACACCUGUUUAUAAACUAGUUGCUUUUGCUUCACGAACAUUGAAACCAGCUGAAACUCGUUAUUCUACAAUCGAACUAGAAACAUUAGCUAUUUGGUGGAGUGUUACUCAGAAGUUUCGUUCGUAUAUUGAAGGUCAACAAUUUAUCAUAGAAACCGAUCACAAACCACUGUUGUCAUUAAUGCACAAGCCAUACCAUAAUUCUCGUAUUGAACGAUGGAUGACAACAUUACAACAAUAUGAUAUAAUUAUUCGACAUAUAUCCGGUACAGACAACACCACUGUCGAUGCUCUAUCUCGUUAUCCAGUUGAUCAACCUGAUAUUACUGAUGAUAACGAACCACGUUUUAGUACCUCCUCUACUCAAACCGACAACAUUUUCAUCAAUGUUGUUACAACACGUUCGAUGACUCGUGAACAACAAAUUUUUGCUAAUCCUUCAAUACGACAACCAUUGAAUUUAUGUUCAACUAAAACACCUGCAGAGUCCUCGACAUCCUCAAUCAAGAACGUUCAAAUAUUUUUCGACGAUGAUACAUUAGCUAAAUGUCAAAAUGAAGAUCCUGCAAUACAGAAAAUAAAAUAUAAUCCUAAAUUAAAUCCCAAUUAUAUCAUAGACAAUUCUAAUGUUCUUUUAAGAAUUGUUAAACGGAAAUCCGGUCAGCAACUCAAUCUUCGUUAUCUUCCUGCUUCUUUAAUUGCUAAGGUUUUAUCCGCUUAUCAUUAUUCAACAUUUGGUGGUGCACAUUUUGGUAUUAAACGAACGUUUUAUAAAAUACGUGAUCGUUUUUAUUGGCCUAACAUGUAUAAAGACAUUGAACAUCACAUUUUAUCUUGCAUUAAUUGUCGGAAAAAUAAACCUUCUCGUAGAAAACCCGACGGCCACCUACAAUCCAUUGAACCACCUCAUGGAGUUUGGGAACGUCUUGCAAUGGAUUAUGUUGGUCCAGUACCCGAAUCGAAGUCUGGUAAUAAAUAUUUUCUUGUGCUUACUGAUAUUUUCUCUAAGUUCGUGGUAACCAAAGCCGUUCCAAAUAAUACAUCAAUGACAGCAGCUCGAUUCUUAUUAUAUAAUGUAUUCAUGAUUUAUGGCGUUCCAUUAGAAAUCAUAACAGAUAAUGGUCGCCACUUCACAUCCUCUCUAUAUGAAUCUUUAAUUAAACUUGUCGGUUGUUGUCAUAUUAAAACCACGCCCUACAACCCUCAAGCUAAUGGUCAAUGUGAGCGUCAUAAUGGAACAUUAGUUCCUAACUUAGUUGCACUUUCAAAUCGCUCUAAAUCCAAUUGGGAUGAAAAACUAAUACCAACAACAUAUAAUUAUAAUACAACUAGACAUGAUUCUACAGGCUAUGCACCUUUUGAACUAAUGCUUGCCCGUUCUCCUCGUUUCAUAUUCGAUUUUCUUUCACCACCUUCAAUACAAUCUAAUGCUAAAAAUUACCGAAAACAAAUGAAUAUAUUUCUCGAACAUACAUUACUCGCAGCUCGAAACAACAAUCUUUAUCAUCAAUUUAAAGCAAAACAACGAUAUGAUCGCAAUCGCUCAGAUCCCCAAUAUUCUAUCGGUCAAAGAGUAGUUAUUCGAAAUCGAAAUCCAAAUAUGAACAAAUUUUCCUCAAAAUUUAUAGGCCCGUACACUAUUGUUAAAAAGAUCAAUAAUAAAACUUAUGUUGUUCAAAAUACUGAUCAGAAUCAUGAAACACAAAUUACAGCACAAGACUUAAGACCCAUUAACUAG